AUUAUCAUAAAUGUGAUAACGUGUUCACUCACUGAAAAUGUUAAAUAUAUUUCAAAAUGUUAGUCUAAUAUAUUAAUACUUUAUUUUAUUUAAGUAAUAAAUACAAUUAGAAAUGAAGAUGCUGAAUUUGAAGGUGUGUCAAACAUGCAUAACAUCAUAUUUACUGAAAUCUAUCAAGUUACAGUAUAUGUCUUCUAUUGUUUCUAACUCAAAUGUAACACAUAUAUCUGAACAUACCUCACAGAUUGCCAAAAAGUUGAAUUUAAAUGACGAAAAACUAGCUUACAUUAUUAAUAAUCAUCAAGAAAAAUUGAGACUUUAUCCUGUAUCUCGUUGGGUUGAAAUAUUUGAUUAUUUAAGUCAAUAUGAUUUUAAAAAACCUGAUCUUUUAGACAUGGUCAAUUCUCAACCUGAUUUAAUGAAUGUUAAUCGAAGUGAAUUACAUGAGUGUAUGUUUGCUUGGACUAAUUGUCAUUUUGAUGAUAAAAAAUUAAGACAACUAUUAGUAAAUCAACCAUCUUGUUUAUUACUUAAUCGUAAACAAAUAUUAUCAAGAAUUCCUAAACUUUUACCCUAUGUUGGUAAUAAACAUAAUAGACUCUUAGAAUUAUUAUCAUAUUCUCCUAAUAUCAUGUUUGAUAACUGGAAACAAAUAGAAGAUAAACUAAAUUACCUAUUAUUCAAUAUGGAAUUAGGUCCUAGUCAAUUUGUUACCACUCAUGUUAUGUCAGAAUCAUUUUUUGAUUUAAAAUGUAGACAUAAUUUUUUACUUAGGCUCGGCUUAUGGAAACACCGAGAUCCAAAAGAUAAUGCUAAUCACGUUACUGGUAAUCCAUCAUUAAUGAAAAUAAUUGAAACAAGUGAUAGUGAUUUUGCUGUGAAAGUUGCUAAAGUAUCUUUUGAAGAAUUCAUUGUGUUUAAACAGUUAUAUCAAAAGGAACUUAAAGAUAAUCAAAACUAUAUUCAGUCCGAUGACGAAGAAGAGUAAUUUAUCUAGAUUACAGUGAUUCUGUAAUUUAAGGGCUUGUGAAAUCAUUAAACUUUAAAUAACUAAAUAUUUCAAAUUGUUUUAUAUAUUUAAGUAUUACUUUUUAAUUGUAUAAUAGCUAUUGCUUUUGUAUAAAACUAAUCCAUACCAUUUUAAAAUAAAAAAACUUAAUAGUAAAAUAA
Daktulosphaira vitifoliae (grape phylloxera) is the source of this 1170-nucleotide messenger RNA. RefSeq lists its product as uncharacterized. Gene Ontology annotation, biological process: regulation of DNA-templated transcription. The record is from RefSeq and is a predicted model, not a curated record. NCBI's taxonomy places the organism in Eukaryota, Metazoa, Arthropoda, Insecta, Hemiptera, Phylloxeridae. Bases 113 to 988 code for a protein of 291 amino acids. Gene Ontology annotation, molecular function: double-stranded DNA binding. The transcript has 2 exons.